CACCCUUUUGUUCUCCAAGCUGCUGAUUAGGCACUCCUUGAUCCUCAAUAAUAGGUAGCUAGCUAGCUAGGCGCCAGCAUACACUCCUGUACUGUGUAUACGUGUGGCUAUAGCACUAUACCAGAGCUACAGAAUUAUCUAGGCAGUGCAUAUCACACUAUAAAGGAGGCUGGUGCUUGGACUGACAGUGGGUCUAUAAAUGUCUAGCUUCUUGUCCAAGAUGAAAUUCAAUGAUAAAGAGCUAGCCAAGUGGUCAACCAUGUUCACUCCCGACAAAGAAGGUCUGCUGGAGAAGAAGGGAGCUGGGAAAGGACAGGGCUAUAAGCAGAGAUGGUUUAGAUUGAAGGGGAAUCUUCUCUUUUACUUCAAAGUAGAUGACUGUGGAGGAUGGGAGAAGAACGACCCUGUGGGGGUGAUUGUGCUGGAGAGAGUCCACGUAGACAGGGUGCACAAUGAGACGAGACCCUACUCGUUUGUCCUCCAGUUUGAGAACGAUGACUCUCGCACUUACUUCCUCAGUGCUCAUUCUGAGGUAGAGUUGGAGUCCUGGAUCAUCACCAUCAAAAUGUCAAGCUACGAGACUUUAAAAGCAACUCUGUAUCAGCUCCAGAACAAGAUAAUGGGUCUAACAGGACAGGACCCCCUCAAGGACAAAGGAGUCUCCAUCAUAGGCUCACAGGUCUUACCAUCCAAGAAGCUCUAUGAAAAAGAUGCCAGAAGAACAUUGUACGCCAGGAGUUCAAACAAAGAGCGUGCGCAGAAGCUGCAGAGUUUGACAAACGUAGCCACUGUCAAACACAUGAGCCCUAAGUAUGAGCUCAGCCUCAGUUGUUGUAACCUUCCCACCAGCGAUGAGGGAAAUCCCCCAUCCACGAUGGUGAGGGUGCAGUCCUACACCAACCAAGGUGACACUACUGCCCUAGCCACCCUCUCACACACCGAUGUCAUCGAGAGCUCGGUGUCUCCUUGCUACUCUCAUCUGGUGCUACUAGACCUGGGUCCCUCGUGUCCCCUCACUGGGGUCCUAGAGUUCGAGGUCUUCUCUGUCAACCACACCAAUAUGGAGAUGGGUGACUGCACCUUAGAUGGACAAGAGGAGUGCUUGUUGGAGGGCGUGGUAUUGAAGUCGCAAUCAGUCAAGGGGAACUCAGUACACCUUCGGGUGGGUAAUAUCAUUGGCAUAGCAACAUGCAAUAUCAGCUCUCUCACUGAAAGCACCACCACCAAAGAGCUGAAGCUGCCCCUCAGCCAAGGUCAAUUUGUGUGUGGUUUUUUGGUGGUAAAUGUGACCCAAGUUUCUCAAGUGGAGGAGAGCUAUCAACUGCGAAGAAAUGCACUCGUCAAUCGUACUGACAAGGAUUUACCCGGUGGAGUCUUGCCUAAUAUUCUGACGAAUGUGACUCGCUGCCACUUCAGUUUCCCGAGCAGCAAAACUGAAGAUGCUAAACUGAAAGUGUUUGAAGAGAUGUACGAGUGCGUCUUCAACAUUCAGGUCCCAAUAGAGCUUCUGAAGUGCUAUAAUCGUGAAGACAUUGCUCUCCUAAAGGAGCUCAACUCAAUUGGUGCCCUUGGUGACAAGUGGCUAGGGGUGCUGCGUGAGUACCAGGCCAUGCUGCAUGAGUCCAUUCAGAGCUACUCCCAAUACAUCGGGGAAAUGGAGAACCUCGGAGAAACGUGUGGAUUCAAACGAAGCACUGUGAAGAGAGACGAAACACUUCAGUUUAUUCCCUGUAACCUUCACCUCCAGCGAAUGAGGGUCCAGUCUUCCCACGAAGAUACUCUAGUCACAGGUGAGAGGACAUACAAUUUCUGUACGUUUGGCUGCCCUGCUGAUCAUGGUCGAAGCUUCAAGAAUGGAGGUCUAAGAAAGCUGCUCUCCGAGUGUCGAUCAAGUCCCAGUUUUAUCUGCAAGUCGACCGAGGGUAAAGCCUCCUCUAUCAAACAGACUAUAGCCAAACUGGCAGAGAUACGAACAGCUAUCUGCAAGUACAACAGUGCGCUCUACUCUGCCACAGCCGAUGCCAAACCCACCGCCAUGAACGAGGCAGUCACUGCUAUCUCUAAACAAAUUCAAAAUCUCUUCUGGAUGAUGGAGACAAAGAUUGUCAAGGAAGCUGUAGAAGGUCUGAUCGUUGCCCGGCCAGGCAAUGCCCUCUCAACUGCCCCACCCACCUCUAAGGAUGCCAAGAGGAUGAGUAUGAAGAGACAAUCUAUUGCAGUGGUGGGAAAGUGUACCUGCGGCAAGUGUUUGAAAUGCGUCCCAUCUCCCUCCGACUGGUUGUGGAACGGAAGCAGAGUUGUGCAGAUCAGCUCCAAAUGGAUGAUGUCUGACUCGAUCAGCAGUAUCCAGAAUGACCUGGUCAAAAUUGUGGGGCUGGUGGAGUCAGCUACUCUUCUCGUCGUAGACCAACAGCAUUUAGCAGUGGCGUCUGAAAUUGGCAUUGGUUUAGGAACCUUCAAGCCGACUUAUGUGUGGUCCAAUACAUUGAUUCCUGAGUUCUCAAAACUUAAGCAGACUGUGGAGGGAUUGUUCAGAGUGGCCACCACCUCUCUCUCGUUUGCUCUGGUCCAGCUUGACUCGUACGUCAAAGAAUUGAAGGCUUUGAAGUUGAGAAGAGAUGUGGUUUUCUCCCAAGCUCUAACCUCUCUUGUGACUUCGUUCUACACCAGCAUAAGUCAAAACUUCACUGAUCCCUCCUACUUGCGUCAGAUUAGGAAAAUCGGAUUUCUCGCUCAAUUUGAGAGCUUAUUGAGCUCUGCAGGUGAUGAAAGUGGGAUGCUUGAAGAUAUGUGUGUAGCUGUUGCUGAAUUGGCAUGCGUCAAGUUUCAGCUACUGGACCUCAGGAGUGAAGAUGGUGCUAUAGAUUUUCAAAUCAAAGGAACAAGAGACUCCUUGGUUGUUCAAUUUCUUAUUGCUCCGGAUCUAAUGGCUUUGUUACCAGACAAAGCGAUACAGUCUGGAGAACUUAUAUCUGUGGUUCCUGUGCUAUUCACACAGGGAGUGAAUGAAAAGCAAACAUUCGCACAUAUCAAACACGAUCUCAACUUGACAACUAGUCUUCAGUUACAAGAUGAAAUAAACAGUCAAUCUCUGGAUCACCUUUGUUGCUAUGUGAAAAAGUUCUUAGAACUUGUCAAAAAUCAACAAUCCUCACAAGCACAACUACGUGCAGUAAGAGUCGAAGAUCUAUUGAGCCACCUCAAGAAAACCUAUUCUACCCAUAAAUCUAAGAACAUUGAGCUUCUAGUUGCCUUGCAUCAGCUGGUGCAUUGGGUGAGAGGUGGCAGAAUGACCUCCUGCAAAAGCGGCAAGGACAGAACAAGUAUGUCGGUCACACUAGAAGAAUGCUGUAUGUUGAGGAACAACCAUCACUUGCCUGGCUCAGAGUUUGUGAAGACAUUAUCAACUCUAAGAAGUCAUGGCACCCGAUUGGAAAACUGUCUCAAGAACACCGGGCACAGGUGCUACCACUUCAAUCAGUUGCAGUUGGUCCUACUCCCAAAACUAUUGACACCACCACCCUUUACUUGUAGAGACCCAGAAUAAGAUUGUCAAUUCUUAAUCCACUAAUAAUAUUUUUUUAUGCAGAUUACAUGGUGCACAUGUACAAUGUAUCAUUCGAUCAAGUUGAAACCA
Molecule: messenger RNA, 3637 nt
Organism: Halichondria panicea
Lineage: Eukaryota; Metazoa; Porifera; Demospongiae; Suberitida; Halichondriidae
Product: inositol polyphosphate-4-phosphatase type I A-like
Exons: 31
Coding region: 200-3547 (1115 amino acids)
Cellular component (GO): cytoplasm
Molecular function (GO): phosphatidylinositol-3,4-bisphosphate 4-phosphatase activity
Source: RefSeq, a predicted model, not a curated record